CGGGCGAAGGAGCAAGACGCGGGUCUCCCCGCUCAGACUGCGCCGCCUUCCCUUCCCGCGUGGUCGCUGCCCCGAGGAUGCCUCUGGACGUCGCCGACUGGGACGGGCCUCUGAGCCUCAGCGAGGCGGACGAGAAGCCGGCGCACCCCCUGCGGGUGCUCUAUGGGACCUUGGCGCUGGAGGAACUUGGCCAGGUGCUCACCCCAACCCAGGUAAAGAAUUGUCCAACAGCCAUUGCGUGGAAUAGCUGCGACCCACAGAAACUCUACACUCUGAUCCUGACGGACUUGGAUGUUCCAAGCAGGGAGAAUCCAAAGCUCAGAGAAUGGCACCAUUUCCUGGUGACCAACAUGAAAGGCAGUGACAUCAGCAGCGGAUGUAUCUUGUCAGAUUAUGUGGGAUCAGCACCUUCCAAAGGCACAGGACUUCACCGUUAUGUCUGGCUGAUCUAUGAGCAGUCCCAGCGACUGACCUGUGAUGAGCCUGUCUUGAGUAACACCUCUGCUGCCAAGCGGGAGAAUUUCCGAGCUGCAUCUUUCCGCAAGAAGUACAAGCUGGGGCCCCCUGUGGCAGGCAUGUGCUACCUGGCUGAAUGGGAUAGCUUCGUACCCAAGAUCUAUGAGCAGCUGAAUGUAAAAUAGACAACAGCCUAGAAUUUAGAUCCCACCUGGCUGCAAUUGAUCCACUUGCAACUCAUUCAUUCAUUCAUUCAUUCAUUCAUUCAUUCAUUCAUUCAUUCAUUCAUUCAUUCAUUCAUUCAUUCAUUCAUUCAUUCUCUCUCUCUCUCUCUCUCUCUGUUCCACCAUACACAGUAUUCUAGUGAACAUCUUUGAAGCACUGGGAAUAUUUCUUUCUCUACCCUGAUUCACUAUUUUGCAACUGGAGUUAUUCAGGUGGUUUUGAUGAAAAGGAACAUAUGUCUGAAUCUCUCUGUGGAGUCUGUAUGUCCACAGCCUGUUUCUACAGAGAACAUUGAAUGUGCAGGUCCUUCGCAAACAGGAAUUUCAGGAUGAGGUGUUUUUUUAAAUAUUAGAAUUUUAGGAUAAAUGGCUUCUCUGGCUUUUUGGUUUACCAAAUGUACAAGAACUGGAACUCAGGAAGUGUUAAGGUUGGUUUAUGGACAAAAACCUACAAAGCUGUUUGGUUCUAAGUCAGCAACCUGGACAAAAAAAAAUCCUGGGCCUUUAAACAGAGGCCUAAUAAGAUGCUAUUUACCAGGUGAUCUUAUUUCCUUCUGAUCUAUGAAAAACUUUAACUGCCCAAUUUCCAUGCAUUAAGCUUUGGUUAAAGAGGCAAAGCCCUGUUUCUUCAGGCUGUUGGCAACCCUGUAAGGUCCAUCAGUCUCAGCAUUGUCUGCUCUGACUGGGCAUUAGCUCUCCAGAGGGGAGGGACUUUCCCAUGCACCCUGAGCUUAAAUGCUGGGGCUUAAACCUAGGUUCUUUGCCGUUGAAAGCUUAUGUUCUGUCACUGAGCCAUUAACCAGCAAAAAGAAAAGCUCUCUUACAAAUUUACAAAAAAACCCAAAAUAUUUCUGUCUGGACAGCUAGGGUCAGGCUCAGUAACAAGAGCACAGAUGUGCUAAUGCAGUUCAACCUGGUCUGGCAGGGUUGAAAAGAUCCCCUGCAGAGGGAUUGCCUUUUCCAAUAUGUAAGUCAACUUCCCAUGUCAAUUUCUUCAAUUAUCACUCUCAUUUUAAAUGAAGACAAGCACACUUACCAUGACAUGCCUCUGAAGAUGCCAGCUGUAGAUGCGGGUGGAACAUUAAGAGCAAAAACCACCAGGCCACACCCACACAGCCCUGGAAAACCCACCACAGCUAGUUGAUUCUAGCUGUGAAAGACAGUCAAGACAACCUACAAAACAAGACAGCCUACAAAAAAGUACAAGAACACUAAAUGGGGAGGGGGGGAGAGAGAGAAAGAACAACCACCCUCUAACAAGGAAAUCCACUUGUUGCAAGAAAACUUGAAUGAGAAAAUCCACAAAAACUAAAUUACAUCAUUGAAAAGUGAGUCACAAACAGCAGGGAGCUUAAUGAAUGACAAGUAUAAUGGUCACCAGUGGAACGUUUCUGCUUAUUUUCUUCAGAUAAAUAAAUCUUACUUUCUUCCAA
Molecule: messenger RNA, 2113 nt
Organism: Sphaerodactylus townsendi
Lineage: Eukaryota; Metazoa; Chordata; Lepidosauria; Squamata; Sphaerodactylidae
Product: phosphatidylethanolamine-binding protein 1-like
Exons: 4
Coding region: 78-641 (187 amino acids)
Biological process (GO): negative regulation of MAPK cascade
Source: RefSeq, a predicted model, not a curated record